AUGGAAUCUAAAACCAUCUGCAACCUGUUCAACAAGGACAUCACCGGCUACAUCAGUCGCCCCGGAGAUAUUAUUAUAGGGGGUAUUAUUCCGGUUCAUUUUAAUACAGUCUACAAAAAACUUAAUUUCACCAGCAAACCCCAGGAGCUGCAAUGUCAGAUGGUUGCUGAUGAGUAUUACAUGAGCCUGCAGGCCCUAUUAUUUACUGUGGAGAGGAUAAAUGCAGACCCUAAGCUCCUUCCCAACAUUACACUGGGCUUCCAUAUUUAUGACACAUGCAGAACAUUACAGCGAGCAGCACAGGGAACCCUAUUAAUGCUUUCAGGAGGAAAGGAAAUCAUCCCAAAUUACCAGUGUCACACAGUAUCACCCUUUGCCGGUGUCAUUGGUGAUUCUACAACCAGACGAUCCAUUCUUAUUGCACAAAUCUUGGGACUCUACCGAUACCCACAAGUCAGUUAUUUUGCAACCAGCCCUAUUCUAAGUGACAGGAACUUGUUUCCUUCCUUUUUCCGCACCAUACCUAGUGAUGAGUUUCAAAUGAAAGGUCUGGCCCAGUUGGUUUCUCAUUUUGGUUGGCCUUGGUUGGGCUUCCUGGCCACUGAUGAUGAGUAUGGUCAGUUUGGACUGCAGAUAAUAAAACAGGAGAUUGUGAAGGCUGGAGCUUGUGUUGCCUUUGCUGAGUACAUACUGACCAGUAAGCCUGACAGGAAUGCUCCUCAUCUCAUAGAAGUGAUAAAAAUGUCAACUGCAAAGGUUGUGGUUGUGAUAUCAACCAGUACAGACUUUGCAAUUGUGCUGGAAGAGAUGCUGAAGCAGAACUUGACGGGGAACACGUGGAUAGGCAGUGAAGGUUGGUCAACAUCAGAUUUGCUUUCCAAUAAGAGGUUCCAAGGGAUUUUGACAGGUACUAUUGGUUUUGCCAUACACCAAGGGCAGAUGCCGCAGUUCAGUGAGCAUCUCAGCAACCUCAGCCCAUUAAAAGAUCCUAAUGAUUCCGUCAUGAGAGCGUAUUGGGAGCAAACGUUCUCUUGCAGAUGGAUGGACCAGCAGAAUGAUGCCUGGCUGGUCAAUGGAACCAUGAAAGCAUGUACUGGAAAUGAAAAGCUCGAGAGUCUUAUAAUGGGAAUAGACUAUAGAAUAGCACACACUUUAUAUGUCGCUGGUUAUGCCAUUGCUUGGGCCCUACAAAGUAUGUUUGAUUGUACACCUGGAUAUGGACCAUUCCAUGCUGGCUCUUGUGCUAAUAUUUCUUCAUUUUAUCCUUGGCAACUCCUCCAUUAUGUCAAAAAUGUGGACUUUGUGACCAGUGAUGAAACCAGAGUUUUCUUUGAUGCCAAAGGGAACCCUCCGGCGAUAUAUGACAUUGUAAACUGGCGAUUGAGCGCCAAAGGCUCAAUGGAGAAGGUUACAGUUGGGAGUUAUGACUCGAGCAGCCCUGAUGGGAAACCACUGAAAAUAAAUGUUUCGGAAAUUAUAUGGAUCAACCACACACAGGUCCCUGUAUCUACCUGCAGCCCAAGUUGUCCCUCAGGAUUUAGGAAGCUGAUAGUUCCUGGAAAACCACUUUGCUGCUAUGAGUGUGCCCGAUGUCCCCAGGGUCACAUUUCAAACCAAACAGAUGCUGUGGAAUGUGAUUCAUGUUCUUGGGACACAUGGCCCAAUCUACAACAGGACAGAUGUUUACCAAGAACUGUUGAGUUUCUUACCUAUGAGGAGCCGUUGGGUUACAGCUUAGCAACCAUUACCAGCUUCUCUUCUUUGACGCCCAUUAUUAUACUGGGAAUUUUUAUUUAUUAUAGGAACACUCCAAUAAUCCGAGCUAACAACUAUUCAGUCAGCUGCCUUCUCCUGUUGUCCCUGUUCCUCUGUUUCCUUUGCUCUUUAGGGUUCAUUGGUUACCCACAACCUGCAAAGUGUCUUCUGCGCCAGGUGGCAUUUGGGAUGGUUUUUGCUCUCUGUAUCUCCUGUGUUCUGGCCAAAACCAUCACUGUUGUCAUUGCCUUUAAUGCAACUAAACCAGGCAGCAGGUUAAGAAAGUGGACAGGGGUAAAGGUGCCCUACUGUGUCAUUGUGUUUUGCACCUUGAUUCAGUUAUUUCUUUGUGGGAUGUGGCUGAUAUUGUCUCCUCCCUUCCAUGAGUUUGACACUGACACAAAGCCUGGAGUCAUAAUCGUCAACUGCAAUGAAGGUUCAGGCAUUGCUUUUUGGUGCAUGUUGGGAUAUCUUGGCCUGUUUGCCUCCAUCAGUUUCAUCGUUGCCUUCCUGGCCAGACGUCUCCCUGACAGUUUCAAUGAAGCCAAAUUUAUCACAUUCAGUAUGUUGGCUUUCCUCAGUGUCUGGGUGUCCUUUAUCCCAGCCUAUCUCAGUGCACGGGGGAUGUAUACUGUGGCAAUGGAGGUCUUUGCCAUUCUGUCUUCCAGUUGGGCUGUGGUGGUCUGUAUAUUCUUGCCAAAAUGUUACAUUGUACUAUUCAGACCCAAUCUGAAUUCUAGAGAACAUCUCCUUGGAAAAGGCACAAAAUACUAA
Molecule: messenger RNA, 2529 nt
Organism: Xenopus laevis (African clawed frog)
Lineage: Eukaryota; Metazoa; Chordata; Amphibia; Anura; Pipidae
Product: extracellular calcium-sensing receptor
Exons: 6
Coding region: 1-2529 (842 amino acids)
Source: RefSeq, a predicted model, not a curated record